Messenger RNA from Scomber scombrus (Atlantic mackerel), 3501 nucleotides. RefSeq names its product zinc finger protein 36, C3H type-like 2 (gene zfp36l2). Gene Ontology annotation, molecular function: mRNA binding; metal ion binding. NCBI's taxonomy places the organism in Eukaryota, Metazoa, Chordata, Actinopteri, Scombriformes, Scombridae. Bases 229 to 1521 code for a protein of 430 amino acids. The transcript is spliced from 2 exons. The record is from RefSeq and is a predicted model, not a curated record.
CGCACAGUGAAGCACUCUGGCUCAGCGCUUCUCAGAGGGGAGGAGAUAUAAACCACCUACAACUCAACAAUACAAACCUACCCCCCCUUCUUUUUUUUCUCCUUCUUCUACGGACUUAAACUAAACAUAUCAACUUUUUAAAGCAACUUUUCAAAACUUUUCCACAACCAAAACCAGUCGUGGCACAAACUACCGCUCGUCGCAUUCAAGGAUCCUGCUCGGUCCUCCAUGAAAGAGGGAGUGAGGCAGCAAACUUGGGGAAACGAGAUGUCUGCGACCGUCUUGUCAGCUUUCUACGACAUGGACAUGCUUUAUAAGCAGGAUAAAAGCAUGAAUAUGAACGCCCUGCACAUCAACAGCAUGUUGGACAAGAAAGCGGUCGGAGCUCCGGUCACAUCCCCGGGCUCCGGCGGCUCCUUCACACCGGGAUUUUUCCGCAGAAACUCAACCAGCAACAUGGAAGCGAUGAACAACGGUAAUAAAUACUCCAUGGGCUCCUACAGCAGUCUGAAGGAGAACACGCAGAGCAGCAACAGCACCGCCACGGCCCUCAUGAACAAGGAAAACAAGUUCCGCGACCGCGCUUACAGUGAGAACGGAGACCGGGGUGUGCUGCAGCAGAAGCCCGGCUCUCAGAUCAACUCCACCCGCUACAAGACCGAGCUGUGUCGGCCCUUCGAGGAGAACGGGUCGUGCAAGUACGGGGAGAAAUGUCAGUUUGCUCACGGCUACCAUGAGUUGAGGAGCUUGUCCCGUCACCCUAAGUAUAAAACGGAGCCGUGCCGCACCUUCCAUACCAUUGGUUUCUGCCCUUACGGUCCCCGGUGUCACUUUAUCCAUAACGCAGAUGAGCGCCGGCCCGCUCCAGCCGCCAACGCUAACGUGCAGGCAGGAGAGGCCAGGUCUGCUCGUGAGCUGUGCGGCUACGGCCAGAGGGAUGUCUUGCCCCAGCAGCAGCUCGGCUACACCCCGAGGGACAGACCAAAGCUUCACCACAGCCUCAGCUUCUCUGGCUUCUCCACCCACCACGGACUCGAGUCCCCCCUGCUCGACAGUCCCACAUCCCGGACCCCACCGCCACCCACCAGCGGCUCCUCCUGCACCUCCGCCUCCAACUUCUACGAGGAGGUGCUGUCACCCAACUCGGUGUCCUGCAUCAACAGUGCCUUUGCUUUCCCCGGACAGGACUUAAAAGCCUUACUGGCUCCACUAGCCGUGCACACCCCCGGCGGCUACGCCAACAACCACUCCACCGGUGCCUACUAUGGGAACAUGCAGGGCGGCAUGUGCCCACCCUCCCCUCCGACCUACAACAUCAGCCACUUGCAGGCGCUGCGCCGCCUCAGCGAGUCUCCGGUGUUCGACCCUCCUCCCAGCCCACCAGACUCGCUCUCUGACCGGGACAGCUAUGCGAGCGGGUCCCUCAGCUCUACCGGGAGCCUCAGCGGCUCCGAGUCCCCGAGUCUGGACGCUGGAAGACGUUUGCCAAUCUUCAGCAGGCUGUCGAUUUCAGAUGACUAAUCAUGUUUUUUUGUUGUUUUUUUUCAUAUGGAUUAUGGAUGGGCCAUAGGGGGGGCUUGAGGAGUCAGAGAGGGUGUUAGAGUGAGUAAGGAUCCUUAUAGUGGAGGAUCCAUACUCAGCCCCCUCAACUCCACAGCCCUUCACCCUCUUUCAGCAGCAUCCACCCUGCUGAAGUGCCUUUGAGCAGCAAGACAUUGAAUCCCUACCAGCUCCAGGGGUGCUGACCCUGCUCUGACCUCCCUGGAGGGGGGCAAGAGAAGAGAAAUCACCCACAGGGAUCAAUAGAGCAUCACAGUUAAAAGUGUCCUUGACCUGGCAUUAGUUUAGUAUAUAUUUUUUUCUUUGUAUGUAAUAUAGUUGUAUUAAAUACUUAGAUAGCAAACAGAAGGCAUUCCAUCAGUGCCUUGCCCAAGGGCUCACGGCAGCCCCUCUCCCUUUUUGCUCUAUCAGGCAAGACACACUUUUCCUGGGAUAAGAUGUGUAACAUGAUGACUUGACAAGAAGAGACUGUAAGCGGUUUCAGAUUUCCUCCCAUCCUGCCAAGAAUAUGCCUUGAUUCAAAGUAACAAUUUUUUUUUUCUGUGUGUUAUAUAAAUAUAUAUAUAUUAUUUUUUUUGUUGUUUUCCUCUCUGAAAGCUUCAACUUCCAUUCCAGAUCUGUCUUCUCCCAGCGCCACCCAGUGGUUUGUUUGGUUAGUCUAGUUUGUUGCUUUGUUAAAAAGCACUCUUGAGUGGGGUUUGUUUGGGGAAAUCACUGCUGAUGGUUGAAUAUAUAUUUUUUUAGCUGUUUUUGAGUGAUUUACAUAGCAGUACUUAACUGUCUAUGAACUAUUUAACUUAUUUAUUAUGUUGUGAAAAAAGUAUAGGCUACAUUGGUAAUUUGUGUCCAUACUGUAUUUAUCAAGUAUGAUGAAGCAAUAGAUCUAUAUUCUUUUAUGUUUAAAUUAUGAUCGCCAAUAUUAAUCUGCAUAAAGUGUUCGUUCACAGUAAUAUAUAUAUUUUGUUUUUUUUCUCCUUUUUUUGUAACUUCACUUUGUUAUUUUUAUUGUAAAUGAGUAAAAAAAAUCUUAAUUUAAGAGAACAUAUGUGAUAUUUAUUUCUUUAAUUUUGUUUCCUUGUUUACGUUUUAUUAAAAAAAAAAGUUUGCGGGAUUGCUGUUUGCUCCUGAGGUUGUGUGUCAAUGCUGUAGAAGGCUUUUUUUUUUCUUUCUUUUUUUUGGAGGAUCCCUAUUUAGAUGUUUCUGUAGAAUGUAUAAACGAUGUGGUUGUACAGACCGUCCAAACCGUACUUUUUUUUUUCUUUUUUUUUGUUUUAUCUAGAUCAGACUUCAGUGACAAAGAACCCAAGUCAAUAAAUUAACCAAAAAAGUAUUUUUGUUUUCUCUCUGUUCGCACGAGGUCACACUGUGAUUCCAGCCACGUGCUAAAGAAUGUAGCAAUCCCUUGUGCCCCAGUAUUAUUGUGUAGUGCCUAUGGGGUUCACCAUCUUGACAUGCCUUAAAAUUAACCAAAUAAAGUAUUUUUCCUACAUGGCAUCUUUUAUACACCGGUUGAACUGAAUGUAGUGUUGGAUUCUUUUUUGUUUUGUUCUUUUUAAAGGUUGUUACCACUCAGACACUCUGACAAAAAACAACCAUAACCUUUCUAAGUCCCCAUUCCUCUUUUAUUAUUUUGAUUUCCUCUUUUGUUUUGUUUUUUGUUUUGAUAUUGAGAAUCUAGAGAGUUUGCUGGAGAGGGAAGUGGUUGAACACGUUUGGUUUGUACAUAGUAGGUACAGAGGGAUGCGCACUAUGUACUUUUGACUACUUAUCAGAAGUAAAGCUUUUUGAAUGUAACAAAAAACGGACAAAAAGACAACGAGAGUUGUUAAUUUUUUUUUGGGGGGGGGGGAGUCAGUUCACUACAAAUUUGAGUGUGAGACUGUUAACUUUGUACUGUACAUUUUUUGUAGUUCUCCCAAUAAAAAUCAUUUUUGAAAAAGC